UUACAAAUUUAAAUUAUGCAGCCAAAUGAGAACUUCAGAGCUUGCAGCAUUUACCCGACGUACGCUGAAAUUAUCGGGAAUGUUAGAGCACCGUUAAAAGAAAACGUCGUCGACGGACCUUUUGAGAGUGUCGAACAAUACUUGGAAACGCACUUUUGGCUGAUGCGAGAGGAAGUCGUUGGUCCACUGCGGAAAAAAGUGAACCAAAUAAAAUACAACAGAGGAAACGUGGAAUGUCCUCCAUACAUGAAAGCUAAAUUCCUGAGGCCGAAAGAAGAAAGAAAAAAUGUAAAAGGAGUAAGGGUUUGCUUCACUGAAAAUGGAGUUUCAAACAAAGACACCGACGAGGAAAAAUCGAAAAUUCUGAAACUUGGAUCACUGGUCUGCUUCACGUGCAACUCUUUUAAAACGCUUCUCUUCGCCAAAAUUAGCUACAGAGACGAAAAGCAUAUCAAGAAGUCGCAGGUGUUUGUUGAGUUCACCAAAAAACUCAAGGAAGACAUUUUUAAAAAAGAAUAUAUAAUGAUUGAAAGCGAAACCUUCUUUUGGCCUUAUGAACAUGUGCUUAAAGCCCUUCAACGCACCGAAGACUGCGACUUUCCUUUUCCUCAAUAUUUCAUUGGAGUGUCAAAAAGCGAUGAACUUCCAAAAUACAUGAGGGACAGCAGCAAAACCAUUUCCAUCGAAGGAGUAGAUCAAGAUUUUAAUUCAGUGCGGCUUUUGGAACCGAAUUCGUGGCCUACGGCCGCUGAAAUCGGACUGGACGAGUCGCAGCUGAUUAGCCUACAGGCCGCCCUGACGAGGGAACUGACAUUCAUCCUGGGGCCACCUGGAACGGGAAAAACCUACGUUGGCCUGACAGUGGCGCAAAUCUUGAUCGAAAACAAGGCAGCUCUGAACCUGAAAAAGCCUAUUCUGGUCAUCAGCAGCACCAAUCACUCGCUCGAUCGCUUCCUUAUUGAAUUAUUAAAUUUAACCGACAAUUUUGUGCGGAUCGGCCAGCAGUCCAAGUUUCCGCAGCUGAACCCUUACAACUACAGCAAACUGAAAGGAACAUGGUCUGAGCGCCUCGCAUGCCAGGAUGUAAUUGGAAUGACUGUUUCAAAAGCUUCCGAGUGGCGACCAAAGCUCAACGCGCUUGGCUGUGAAGUUGUCAUCGUCGAAGAUGCCUCUGUCUUAUUUGAUGCUCAGCUGUUCGCAUGCUUGCCCAAGAACUGCCAGCACCUUGUUAUGAUCGGUGGAGAAAAGCUUCUGCAACCAAAAUUGAAAAAUCCUGAUUUAGCAUCGUUUAAUUUAAACGUCUCAUUUUUCAAGAGGAUGUUGGACAACAGGGAGAGCCAGAAGCCGCUUUGAUUUCAGUACAGGAUGCCACCUGAGAUGACAAAGUUAAUUGCGCCAUUGAUUUACCCCAAGAUGGAGCACGAUGCGAGUGCGAUGAGCUUGCCCGCGCUGAAAUUGCUUACAAAGCGAGUUUCUUUCGUCACUCACAAUCAUCUAGAGAGUCCAGAGGAAAUUGAGGAGCGCACUGCACCAGAGCAAAAUAUGAAAAAACAGUGGAAGACUGGAAAGAGCAAGAAGAAUGACCAGGAGGCGUCUUUUACGGUUGCUCUCUGCAAGUAUUUGCUCUUGCAAAAAGUGGCACCGCUCGACGUAACUAUUUUGACCACUUACUCGUGUCAGUCGGAACUGAUUAAAAAGCUUAUAAAGGAAGACAAAUCAAAGGCCGCCGGGUUGGCGAGCGUCCAAAUCGCAACAGUAGACAAUUUCCAAGGCGGCGAAAAUAAAUUCAUCAUUUUGUCUCUUGUGAGGAGCAACUCCAGUGGAUCUUUGGGAUUUCUGGAGGAAGAGCACAGAAUCGGUGUGGCUUUGAGCAAAGCUCAAAACGCCCUCAUCAUCGUUGGAAACAUGGCAACCCUAUCGUCCAGAAGCAGUAUUUGGCGGUCAAUUAGACAAAUGCUCGAUGACCAAGAUUCCUUUGGCAGUAGACUGGAACUCAGAUGCACGGCCUACCCAACGGGCAAGCACUUAGUCACUUUGGAGGAGCUGGACAAAUUUGAGCGGAUUUGCAGUGAGAGUAGCUGCACAAAUCCACGUCAACCUGAACAGCCGAGUGUGCUUCAUAAUUCCCCCGCACCCACCGGGGACAAGUAAUGCAGAAGCACCUGUGUAGCAAGAAGUACCACAGACCUAAUAUACGACUUUAUGUGGCCAGAAUGGCUGGAUUUGUA
This is a messenger RNA of Cloeon dipterum, 2228 nucleotides long. RefSeq names its product NFX1-type zinc finger-containing protein 1-like. The coding region runs from base 16 to 1353 and encodes 445 amino acids. The record is from RefSeq and is a predicted model, not a curated record. The transcript is spliced from 7 exons. Lineage: Eukaryota; Metazoa; Arthropoda; Insecta; Ephemeroptera; Baetidae. Gene Ontology annotation, cellular component: nuclear RNA-directed RNA polymerase complex. Gene Ontology annotation, molecular function: helicase activity. Gene Ontology annotation, biological process: regulatory ncRNA-mediated heterochromatin formation.